CUAAUUAUAAAUUGAAAUGGUAAUUGAAAUCUGGUAAUUUCCCAAAUCCCAGCUAUAAUCCAACCGUGGGUUGGUGGUUUAUUGCAUGUUUUCGUUCGGAAAGGACCUUUCAGCAAAUUCAACAUCCUACAAUCUGGUAACUUCUUUUAUAAAUCAUUGCUCGUUAAUUAUCUCCUUUGCUUAAUCAAGUUUACUUCUUGUUUGAAUAGCCAAAACCAAAUUACAUACACUAGUUGCAUGUUACGUUUUAAAAUGCCUGCGUCGUCUGCCGCCGCUUUUCUUCGCUUCACUUUUUGGACACUGCUGAUUUCGCCGGCAGUUUCCCUCACUUGCUCCACCCAAAAGUUCAACAAAAACCAAGUUUUCUCCACCUGUAUCGACCUUCCUUAUCUUUCCUCUUACCUUCACUUCACCUACGACUCUCCCAUCGCCACCCUCUCUGUCGCCUUCGUCGCCACUCCUCCCAAGUCCGGCGGCUGGAUUGCAUGGGCCAUUAACCCGAAAACCACUGGCAUGGUUGGUUCACAAGCCCUCGUUGCCUACAAAAACUCCACCACCGGCGUUCCAGUCGUCCGAACCUACGAUAUCAGCUCUUACUCUUCGAUCGUACCGAAGGAUUUGUCGUUCGCGGUUUGGGAUAAGACGGCGGAAAGCAGAAGCGAUGGGAGCUUGGUGAUUUUCGCUAAAAUCAAAGUUACGGCCGAUUUAGCGGCUAGUGGAAAGAUUAACCAAGUAUGGCAGGCCGGUCCCGGAGUCGGAGACGGCGGCAUGUUGGUAAAACAUGAGUUCGCCGCCGCUAAUUUGCAGUCCAAAGGAACACUCGACUUGAAAAAUGGACACACUAGUGGUAGCUCCGGCGGAGACACCACGAUUAAGAAAAAAAACAUUCAUGGGAUACUAAACGGCGUGAGUUGGGGAAUUUUGUUUCCACUCGGAGCAAUGAUUGCGAGGUAUAUAAGAGCGUUUGAAUCUGCAGAUCCAGCUUGGUUUUAUCUUCAUAUGUUGUGUCAGAUAUCGGGUUACGCCAUUGGAGUUGCCGGCUGGGGAACCGGUCUUAAGCUCGGAACUGAAUCGCCGGGGAUUAUGUAUUCUAGUCACCGGAAUAUCGGCAUCGCCCUUUUCGUUUUAGCUACCGUGCAGAUUUUUGCCUUGUUUCUAAGGCCGAAGAAGGACCACAAGUACCGAUUCUAUUGGAACAUUUACCACCACGGUGUCGGAUACGCCGUACUCGUCCUCGGCAUCCUCAACGUGUUCAAGGGUUUCGAUAUCUUGAACCCCGACCGCAAAUGGAAGUUGGCUUACAUGAUCAUCAUUAUCGCCUUGGGCGCCAUUUCCUUGUUGUUGGAAGCAAUUACUUGGGUUGUAAUUUUGAAGAGAAAAUCCGGAAAAUCCAACAAACCUUACGAUGGAUACAACAACGGCCAAGGUGGACGACAGAAUCUUGCCACGUGAUCCAUCGAAAACAACAUGAUUUCGUAUCGGACUUGUUUUAUCGUCGAUCUCUCGUGUUCGAAAGUUUUGUUUCGGGUUUGAUCGCUUUUAGACCACUUAUUUAUAACGGUGUUGUUGUCAAUUGGGUCAUUUAGUAUAUGUGUAUAUCUACGUAUUGUAUAUGUCAGUGAGUUUUAGGUUAAUAUUUCUUGCCAAUAUUGUUCAAAUUUAUCUAAUUUUAAAUUAACCUUUCAAAUUUUAAAA
Messenger RNA from Gossypium arboreum, 1695 nucleotides. Its product is annotated as cytochrome b561 and DOMON domain-containing protein At3g25290-like. Lineage: Eukaryota; Viridiplantae; Streptophyta; Magnoliopsida; Malvales; Malvaceae. The record is from RefSeq and is a predicted model, not a curated record. The coding region runs from base 238 to 1452 and encodes 404 amino acids. The transcript is spliced from 3 exons.